This is a messenger RNA of Micropterus salmoides (largemouth bass), 1690 nucleotides long. RefSeq names its product chromosome unknown C19orf54 homolog (gene actmap). The coding region runs from base 235 to 1191 and encodes 318 amino acids. Lineage: Eukaryota; Metazoa; Chordata; Actinopteri; Centrarchiformes; Centrarchidae. The record is from RefSeq and is a predicted model, not a curated record. The transcript is spliced from 7 exons.
GUUAGCUAGCUGUGCUAGUCUAAGAAGUGGGGGUAGAAUCUAAAGCAUGAAAUAUGACGAGCUUAUUACUUUUUGUGAGCGAUAACUGUUAACAAGAUUUCUUCACUUCGAUUUCCACCCAAAUAGCAUUCAACGCCGAGUUUUUCUUGUCGGCAACAGAGCUACUAAGCUAAGUUGUAGGUAGGAGAGUUAGUGAAAGAGGGGCGGGGUUCAUCCAAAAGGAGAUCAGAAAAGAUGUCAGUGGAAUGCCCUCUGUCACCGCCACCUCCUCCACCUCCUCCACCUCCACCUGCUCCAGGUCUACCACCUCCUCCACCCAAGAAGAAGCUGUAUCAGACUAUAGCCAGUAGCAGCAGUCCUGUAGAGGGGAACCACACAGAGGCUCGCAUACUGCUCAGUCAGAGGGAGAGCAGUUUUAGGAAAGACCUGCAGUGGAUACUGGUGAACACAUAUGUGCCGUCACUCAUCCAAGAUGGUCCACAGUGUGGCCUGGUGGCUUUAUGGAUGUCUGCUCAACUUCGACAGCCACAGCUAAGUAUUGACAUGGAAACUGUUGUUCAGACAGCACUGAGCAGGGGAUACACGGCACAGGGUGAAAUGUUUUCAGCGGACAACAUGGCCCUGCUGGCAGAAGAGCUUUGUGGCUGUGAGGCAGAACUGCUGUCAGGGGGUUUAAAUGGUAACAAUGCUGCAACCAUCGUCACACACCUGUGGGGGAGACAGCCUGUUCUCAUCCCAUAUGAUGAGGACUACAACCAUGAGCCUUGCCAGCGUAGUGGCCACAGGGCGCACUGGGCAGUCGCCUCAGGCGUUCUCCUUGGCUUGGACCAGGGGAGCGUGAGCAAACAGCACACUCAACCCGAUCCCACUCUGCCCUGGCUCUGCCUCGCCGUUGACGGUAGCUCUCCUUGCCCUGUCGGUGGCACAGCAAUUAAAGAGGUUUACAUCUUGGCUAAGCAGGGUAAAAGCCUGCGCUACCAGCUGUGGAGUCUGGACAGCGUAGCUCAGAGCAACGCGCAGCUGAGGGCGAUGGACCCUCAGAGGGCUAAUGACGGGACCCAGUAUGUGGUUCCUCAAGGAGGGGUGGGAGCCGGACUGGCUGGACAGGCGGUGCUGCUCCACACGCGGACACAGAAGCAAAAUGAAUGUGACGCUGUCUGGAAAACAAUGGCCACAGAGUGCAGCUGUUGAGAGGCAUCACAGUGAACUCUCGUGGGAAAUGCGAUUGACACCAAAGUUUUACCAAUUUAAACCAGUUUGUUUUGUACAACUGUGGAUUGUAGAACAAUCUAAUAUCUGCAUGACCCUUUUAAUGAAUUCAAAUAGGCUUCAAAAUGUUUGGGAAUCCUCACAUAACAGUAAUGAGACUAUUAGCGAAUUGUGGAUCCUGUUCUGGGUACGUGAUGUGAUUUGGAUUCACUGUGUCGUUGCACCAGUAUGGUGAACAAAAAAGUGAAUUUCCAUCUGGUUGUUAUCUUUAAACACUUCCCAACUGAAUUUACAGAACAUACACUGAUAUUGCAAUACAAAAUUAUCCCUAGGACCCAUCAUUACUUAUAUUUCAUGUGAAAAACUGAGUGCAGUUUCUGAUGGAGACUUGUAUUUACAAUGUGAUGAAUCUUCAUCCCCUCUUGGUGCUAUACCACUGCCUGAAUGGAAAAUAUUUAUACAAUAAAUUGUUUAAAUUCUG